Messenger RNA from Opisthorchis viverrini, 1173 nucleotides. RefSeq lists its product as hypothetical. The transcript has a single exon. The record is from RefSeq and is a predicted model, not a curated record. Lineage: Eukaryota; Metazoa; Platyhelminthes; Trematoda; Opisthorchiida; Opisthorchiidae. The coding region runs from base 1 to 1173 and encodes 390 amino acids.
AUGCAACCAGAUUACUCCGGUCCCUCUUUGAUGAUGGCUAGCUCACAAAUUCAAAAUGGACUACUCAACACGGGAGUUCUGGGUAGACCAUCGUUUUUUGCCCGGCCGUCAAGUGCAGCACUUGAACAGGAUGGGGCAAAAACCUCGAACUGUGAAUUGCCUCAUCGGGAUUCACUCACAGCGGAACGUGAGGAUCACACUGAAAAAAUGCGUGAUUCCAAAUAUAAACCCUUCAGUAGCGUGCCACCCAGUGUCCCUAUAGGUGGGGCUAAUCAAAUCCAAGUUUCCAAUCAAAAAAUUGGAAUGCAUUCAGCAAAUGGUGAGAGUCAAACUGUGUGUGCAUCAAGAGGCGUCGAUUAUUUGAUUGAAAGCAUAAAAACGUAUCGCUGUGAGUGCUGUUCGAAAUUCUGUCAGUUAUUUGCUCAUCCUAUCGAACGAAAGCGUGCGUUGCUGAUUAUUUGUUUAUUUUUUCUCUUUUUAAUCAGUACAAUCAUAUUUGUUGUUGCAUUAAUGUUGCGUCGAACAGAGUCUAAAAGCAUCUUUGAAGAUUCUGCCGCAGAGAUCAUAAAGCCAACUGAUUUUCCCCACCAGAAAAUUUCGUCGGUAAACGAAACGGUGCAGUCUGUGUGUAUGAACGUUUCCUGUUUAAGGAUGGCUUCUAUUUUAACAGAACAUCUUGGACAAUUUAAAAACCCGGUAUUAUUUGAAGAGCUUCGUGGAGAGUGUGAUCCCACUUCUUUGGGCAAACUGACAAGAUUAUUGGCUUUCGGUGAAAACCAGAGAUCAACAUCAAACACAAACAGUAUUGUCACCCUAAAACAACGUUUGACAAAUGCAGUUUGGACUUCUAUUAGCGAAACAUUGCAAAGUAUUCCAACAGAACCUUGGGAGAGCAAAUGGUUCCAGAAACUGGCGUUUAUCUAUCAACGACUGAUAUCAGCCAGUCCCAACUUUGGAUUCAGGGAUACUUCGACUGUAGGUCAUUCUGGAGACGGGACGGUCCCAGACAAAUCCCACAUAGAAUUUUCAGAACAGAGAGAUGAAUAUUUUCUCCAAAAUAUGAGAGCACAUUCUGAUGAAGAGCGACUAAGACAACUGUUACAACGAGGAAACAUCGCUUUCCAUGGAUUAGGUAAGUCCAAAGACGUUGCCUUAUUCAGCGAAAUACCGUAG